Molecule: messenger RNA, 438 nt
Organism: Eimeria tenella
Lineage: Eukaryota; Apicomplexa; Conoidasida; Eucoccidiorida; Eimeriidae
Product: splicing factor 3b subunit 10, putative
Exons: 4
Coding region: 1-438 (145 amino acids)
Biological process (GO): mRNA splicing, via spliceosome
Cellular component (GO): U2 snRNP; precatalytic spliceosome
Source: RefSeq, a predicted model, not a curated record
AUGUCGAACAUGGACAGGUUUACCAUCCAUUCCCAGCUGCAGCAUUUGCAGAGCAAAUAUCCUGGCACUGGGAAUGCAGACACCACGCGGCUGGACUGGGGCAUAAACAUUCAGCGUGACACACUGGCGUCUCACGUGGGCCACUACAGCAGGCUGGCCUACUUCGCUGUGGCCGAGAACGAAAGCAUCCGGCGCAUUCGCUACAGGUGCCUGAAUCAAAUGGUGUGUCCCACACUUAGGGCGGACAGCACAGAGGAAGAGAAAGCUGCGCCUUCCGGGGAGGCGGCGAAGGACGCAGCAGCAGAAGCAGAGGCAACAAAAGAAGCAGCAGCAGCAACAGCAGCAGCAAAAGAGACAGAGGAAGAAGAAAAGGCAGAAGUAAAGGAAGAAAAAGACCAAGACGCCGACAUGGCCAUGGAAGAGGGAGAUGACCUGUAG